GGCGCUCCGCGGGGCUGGCGGCGGGCGCGCAGCGGCGCCAUGUCGGUGCCGGCGGCGGAACCACGUGGCGGAUGCGGAAGGGGCCGGGCCCGGCCCGUGCCCGCCCCGGGGCCGCGGCUAUGCGGGCGGCGGGGCCGGCCCCGGACGGCGGCUCGGCUGCCGCCCGCCCUCCGCGGGGCCGCCGCCGGGUGCGGGCGUCCUUCGUGGACGAGUCGCUGUUCGGCCGCCCCGCGGGGGCCCGCCCGCCGCCGCCCGCCUUCCCGCCGCCCUGGGCGGCUCCCGCGGCUCCCUCCGCCGGCGGCUCCCGGCCCGGCAGUCAGUGCAGGUCCCGAAGCCACGCUCCGUCCUUCUGUGACGAGUCCCUGUUUGGUGCCAAGCCCCAGGGUCCUGCCUGGGCAGCUCCGCGGAUGAGGAAGGAGGAUGUAGCCAAGCUCCAUUCGCUGCUCUGGAGCCCCCCGCCUGCCCCCCAAAGCCAGCCUGGCCUUUCCCCACACUGCAGGGGGACUCCCCUGCGAGCCGUCCACCCACCGGCCUCCGCGCCUCCGGCCGCAUCUAAGCCCGGCCACCAGGAGAAGGUGUGUGGCUGGAAGCAUCCCAGGAGCGAUGCCUGCUCCACAGGCUGGGGUGCUCCCGGCAGAGGACGUUCCCAGUCUGUCAGCCGGCUGAGCACCCCCCCGGACAGGAUUCACCUGUCUUCCAACCUUGGCACAGAAAGGUGGAAGAACCAGAGCCCUCCAACAACCCCUGCUGGCCGCCAGGGCCCUCUGGUGAGGGGUCGGUCCAACAGCGUGUCCGGAUCUCCUGUGCUCAGGAAUGCCAAGGCCGCAGGUGGCUGCAAAGCCAGACCCCCCUGGAAGUGAUGCCAAGCGUCCCUCUGGAUGUACAUACAGCCUUAGUGCCCCUGAGGCCUCCCUGUGGCCAAGCCCACGAGGAUCCUCAGCUUUUCUGUGGCUGGAGAUGAAGGAUGGGGCUGUUCCAUGCUGGAGGACAAGCCGGGAGCCAAAGGUGACCACAGUGCUGGGAGCAGUGACCUUGUUCAGGGCACAACCCUGCGGCAGCAGAGCGGGAUAGCCUUGGUGGGGACAGCUGCUUCCCGUGAUGUUCCUGCUGUCUGGGAAAUCCUGCCGGGAAGUUGGAGCAGCAGGAGACAGGAGUGCCCCCAGUGCAGUCCAGGGCCCGCCCAGGCACAGGUGUUGAGAGGCUGCUCUGAGGCCCCCCAAAAGGUUCCCUUCUCCAGGAAAGGAGCUCCAUUCCCUCUGCCUCUGUGCACAGGAUGUGCCUUGGUGUCUCCCUGCUGUCCUUGCUUUGUGUCACCAGCGCCUUAUGGACACCUCUGACAAAGCAGGACAAGGGAGGACGAGCACAGAGGUGAGGAAAGCAUUGCCCUGCGUCCUGCUGGCAAUGGGAUGGUCCCAGCCUGGAUGGGGUUUGUGGCAGAGAAGGAUCUGCGUGGGGAUUUUGGCAGCUUGUGGUGCUGAGGAGGUGCUGAGUAGAUCCAUAGUUGUGCAGCUGGUGCUGAGGGUUGUGAGGUGCUCACAGCAGUGCCACGGUGUCACCAAAUAAGUGCUCUGAGACAAAUGUGAGAUCUGUGGGAUGCUGCUGAGUGAUCUGGGCAGCACCAGAACUCCUCCACUUCCUUUGCUGAGGUGGGAAAGAGCAGCUCUGUCUGUAUGGAGGUGGGUAAAGGACAUGGGGUGGGUGACCUGGGGUGUGCAGUCACUGCUCCCUGGCGAGGGAGGCUGCGGUGAGGUUCUGGGAGUUUGGUAACUCCCAUGCUGAGGGAAACACUCAAAUUCACCCAAGGGACACACCAAGCCAGGUUAAGAGCAUCAUUCUGCCUCCAGAAAUGAUUUUAUUGCAUCUUGAGCAGCAGCAGGAUCGGGCCUUGACCCACUCCAGCACGUGGAGCUGGAGCCAGCCAGGAGCCUGCUCUGAGUGGAAUUUCUGCUCAUUUCUUGGCCUGACAGGAGGCAAGAAUAACCUGAUGUUACUAAAACCUGAGAAGGUGAGUGAGGGUCCCUGUGAUUAGCUCCAAGCUCUCAGAUCUCUCCCUGUGCUUCCCAUUGAGGCAAUCCAGCAGAUCUUCUCAACCUGGGGUAAAAUUGGAGGGACAUGAAACAAUUGUGGCCUUCUCAGAGGAAUUGUUGGGAGUGCUGGUGUCAAUCCCAGCCUCACAGCUGUGUUUGGGACAUGGGCACAGUGACUGCAGGCUGUGAAGGCUGCGGGUCUCACUGGGCUGGGAGAGAAUCCAGACGUGAUUUGGACACUAGAUGGAGACAAGAGGGUUGAGAUUGCCACAGAAGCAGGAACGCUGUUCCCCAGCAGCAGCUGGGUGAGGCAGAUCCAGCGAGGCAGAGUUGCCAGCGAACUGGGGGAGCUGCCCUGGAAUCUGAGCAGCACAGAACUGAACCAGCGCAAUCCUGGACAGCUGGAGUCCUUGAAAGAGGAAGUAUCUUAAAAUAAGGAGAGAUUUUAUCUGGAAAUCAAGUUAACAGUGGCCUGUGUGGCCAGGAUUGGCCACUUUACCCGCACUGCUGUGCUCAGGGUCCAAGGAAUCAGAGGAGGAAACUAGAGCCCAUCUCAUCAGCCACUUUCCUGUCCCACACUGGCCCAGGUUGCCACCAAGGGCUUCCAGGAGGUCAGAAGUGGCACUUCCUUGCUUUUACACAUGAGGACAAUGUUGGUUAAGUAUAAAAUGGGUUGUUUGCAUUUUGUUCCAUGGUUCUCCCUCACAUUGGUGCUUUACUGUUGCCAUGUCUUCUUGUUCUGCCAGAGCUGUGCAGCCCAGCAUGAGAGCAAAAGCUGCUCUGUUACUGCUGGAACUGGUGCUCUCAUGGAAAAAAACCCACAUUAAAUCUGAAUAAAAUGA
Molecule: messenger RNA, 2869 nt
Organism: Prinia subflava (tawny-flanked prinia)
Lineage: Eukaryota; Metazoa; Chordata; Aves; Passeriformes; Cisticolidae
Gene: RITA1
Product: RBPJ interacting and tubulin associated 1
Exons: 3
Coding region: 72-860 (262 amino acids)
Biological process (GO): nuclear export; Notch signaling pathway
Molecular function (GO): tubulin binding
Source: RefSeq, a predicted model, not a curated record